Gilbertella persicaria is the source of this 686-nucleotide messenger RNA. RefSeq lists its product as uncharacterized. Lineage: Eukaryota; Fungi; Mucoromycota; Mucoromycetes; Mucorales; Choanephoraceae. Gene Ontology annotation, biological process: regulation of transcription by RNA polymerase II. The record is from RefSeq and is a predicted model, not a curated record. Gene Ontology annotation, molecular function: DNA-binding transcription activator activity, RNA polymerase II-specific; RNA polymerase II transcription regulatory region sequence-specific DNA binding. Gene Ontology annotation, cellular component: nucleus. The transcript has a single exon. The coding region runs from base 11 to 643 and encodes 210 amino acids.
CCUUUCCAUCAUGUCAUAUAUUUCAUCACUCAAUCUACUAGGGGACGAUUCUCCUGUUCCCCUUUCUGAAGAAACACUUAGCGAAGAACUUGCUCUUUGGGCUAAUGCACAAUUCACGUUCGAUACAAAGCCUGGUACAGCCAUUCACGAUGAUUCAUAUAAAGAAAAUAUUUUUUCGACCUUUGCCAACUUGAAUGAUCACCUUAGUAAUGAUAAGAAUCAACAGGAAGAUUAUAUGAUGAAUACUUAUUUAAAUAUACUACCUAACACAACUAUCAACCCCUCUUUGCCAGCCUCUUCUUCUUUGCCUCGUAUUGCUCCUGCACCUGCUCAACCACAACCACCACAAUUUUUUUCUACACUUCCUGCCGCUCCCGCACCCAACUCAAAGAAACGCAAAGCGCCUUUAAAAGAAACUGAGGAAACAAUUGAUGAAGACAAAAGAAGACGCAAUACAGCAGCGUCUGCUCGAUUUCGUAUGAAGAAGAAAUUAAAAGAACAAGCACUUGAACGCACAGCUAAAGAGAUGACAGCCAAGGCAGAGGCACUUGAAAAGCGAGUGCUUGAAUUAGAAAAAGAAGCUCAAUGGCUUCGUGCUUUAGUCAUUGAAAAAGAUCCUGCUUUAAUCAAAAAAGAUGAAUAAACCAUGUACACACACCAUUGUAAAAAGAAUAGCUUGUACAGAU